AUGAACAAAGUCGCCAUCCUCACGUCGUCGACGCACGAGCCCGGCGUGAACAUCCGGCAACGGUCCCUGAUUGCCCUCUUUGGACCAACUUUCGACCUUGCCAUCCGCUUCCAGAGACUGGCCGCAAUCGCCUCGUCGCUAUUGUUCGUCUACGGUCAUCUGCUCGCUACAUCAACGCUCUCGUCGACAGUGGUUGCGACAAGACUCUUCGCCACUCAUUCGGCUUAUGUCUCCCGAAAGUCCCUGUCGGCGCUUCGAUUUUCGAUGCGAACGGCGUGGAACUCCAAGAAGAUUCGGCAUAUGAGGAAAAAGGUCUUCAUGGAGUUUGCGACAACGAUACUCGGUCCCGGGGGCAACAUGCUGAUCAUCAUGGUCUUCUGGCCAGGGUGGUUUCUGAUCCUCGGAGCCAUCCUCGCAGUUCGCCUCUUGGCAGGCUGA
Messenger RNA from Colletotrichum chrysophilum, 438 nucleotides. RefSeq lists its product as uncharacterized. The record is from RefSeq and is a predicted model, not a curated record. The transcript has a single exon. Lineage: Eukaryota; Fungi; Ascomycota; Sordariomycetes; Glomerellales; Glomerellaceae. The coding region runs from base 1 to 438 and encodes 145 amino acids.